UGCCAAUUUAACUUGAAUCGCUACUCGUAUGUUUGGCGUGUAGAAAAAAUAACACCUUUAUUCACAUACUGAAUAUUUUGGAAUGUCUUCAAAAAGCUUCAGUGAGCUUGGUAUAUGUAGUGAAAUAUGUGAAGUUAUUUCAACUCUUGGCUGGAAAAGUCCUUCUGAAAUACAAUUGAAGGCUAUUCCAGCUGCUCUACGCAAAAAAGAUAUAGUUGGACUUGCAGAAACUGGAUCAGGAAAAACUGCAGCUUUUGCUAUACCAAUUUUACAAGAUUUAUUAUUGAAACCUAGACAUAAUUUUGCUUUGGUUCUAACGCCAACAAGAGAGUUAGCCCUACAAAUCAAGAGUCUAUUCAUGGAAUUGGGUGAAAAAUUUGGUCUGAAGGUGGUUUGUCUAGUCGGUGGUCAACAUGCUGAAGAUCAGGUGCGUGAUUUGAAAAGGCUUAAAUUUCAUGUGAUUGUUGGUACACCUGGUCGAGUUGUCUAUCAUCUUGAGAAUACCAAAGAACUACGCCUAAAUCAUGUUAGAUACUUCGUCCUUGAUGAAGCAGAUCAAAUGUUAGAGGAUACAUUUGAAGAACAAUUGGCGUUUAUCAUGACAAAACUUCAUCCAAAUCACCAGACAUUUUUAUAUUCAGCUACAAUGACGCAUAAUGUGGAAAAAAUACAAAAAGUUUGCACUAAAUCACCAGUUACGUUUGAAGUCAGCUCUAAAUAUGCUAAAGUUGAUAAAUUGGAUCAUGCCUUUGUUUUUCUCCCAGAUAAAGAAAGAGAUUUUUAUCUGAUUUACUUACUAUUAAUAUCAUGUAAGAGUGGAGAAAACAGUCGAUCAAUAAUAUUCACAAGUACAUGGAGAGAAUCGUUCCGUAUAGUGGCAAUUCUUAAAACUUUAGCUGAUGUCAUCGGUGCCAAUUCAGCACCGCUAAAUGGAGCUAUGCAACAGGAUAAACGUCAGUCAUCAUUAUUCGAUUUCCGUACUGGUCGUGUUUCAAUACUCGUAGCUACUGAUCUAGCCUCCAGAGGUUUAGAUUUUCCAGAUGUUGAUCUUGUUAUCAAUUAUGAUGUUCCACGUCGACCAUCAUGGUCUGAUUCAGCUAAAGCGUAUAUUCAUCGCGUUGGGAGAACUGCUCGUGCUGGCCGACAUGGACGUGCUGUCACACUAGUCACUCCGUAUUCAGUAACACGUCUUAAAGCGAUAGAAUCAGCAUUGGGUGAAAAAAUCCCUCAACUUCCUUGGCCAGGUAUGGAUUGUGUAAAUUCACAGUUAAGACAACAGAUUAUACAAGCGGAUAAAGAUUCUCGAUCAAAAUUACGUGAAAGAGAAAAGAAGAAACAAAAUAAGAAGAAAAAACGAAUCAAUGCACCAAAUAAUGAAGGAAUGCCGGGAGCAGCAGCUAAAAGGCAGCGUAAAUCGAGAGAAGUAGACUCCGAUGAAUUGAACAGUGGAUCAGAAUAAUACCUAAUCUCUAUAUUCUUGCUUUGAUUUCAAUCCUUUUGUACAUAUUAAACUGCAAAACGACGAUUUUCUUUCGAAAAGAAUAAAUUGUGCAAAUGU
Trichobilharzia szidati is the source of this 1558-nucleotide messenger RNA. The record is from the annotation of a GenBank genome assembly. NCBI's taxonomy places the organism in Eukaryota, Metazoa, Platyhelminthes, Trematoda, Strigeidida, Schistosomatidae.